UUAAUUCUUAGUCCUUUAACUUUCCUUCCGUAUGGAAAUGAACGAGGAAACCAAAACAUUGUAAAAGGGCGCAACUUCCUUCAAUCCAUGGUACUGCACCUCAACUAGUAUACAUACCUUCCAAGAUCCCACCGGAACGUCGAGUCACACAGAAAGAACGCUGUAUAAAAGAGAAAACCCCUCCUAUUCAAAAUCUACAACUUAUAUAUUUUUCGACAGACACUGAAACCACACCACGCACAACCUUCCACUCCACAAUCUCAACCGAUAACCAUGCCCGUAUCAACCAUCCCCCAUCCUUCUUCCUCCAACGCCUCGUCCCAACCCCAACCAGUCUACUUCUGGCGCCCGCAAGACGCCAAUGGUUACCUGGGCCAAUGGUACCGCGGCGCCUUCACGCAUGAAGGCGACACGUACGCAACGGCUGAAAUGUGGAUGAUGGUGCAAAAAGCCCGGCUCUUUGGCGACGAAGCAAUCGCGAAGAAAAUGCUCGCUACCACCAAUCCGAGGGAGCAUAAAGCGCUGGGCCGUAGUGUGAGGGGGUUCAGUGAGGGGGUGUGGGAUGAGCAUAAAUUGCGUAUUGUGACGGAGGGGAACUAUUACAAGUUUACUAAGAGCAGGGACGCGCAGCGGCUGCAGGGCUUGCUGCUUGCGACUGGGGAGCGGGAGCUGGUAGAGGCCAGUCCGUUGGAUCGCGUUUGGGGCGUGGGGUUUGGCGAGAGGGAUGCGGGUGUGAAUCGGGAACGGUGGGGGCAGAAUUUGUUAGGAAGGGCGUUGGAGGAGGUUAGGGAGCGGAUGAGGAGAGAG
This is a messenger RNA of Dothidotthia symphoricarpi CBS 119687, 807 nucleotides long. Its product is annotated as DUF1768-domain-containing protein. The record is from RefSeq and is a predicted model, not a curated record. Lineage: Eukaryota; Fungi; Ascomycota; Dothideomycetes; Pleosporales; Dothidotthiaceae. The transcript has 2 exons. The annotation marks the transcript as partial.